Messenger RNA from Durotheca rogersii, 5196 nucleotides. RefSeq lists its product as uncharacterized. The record is from RefSeq and is a predicted model, not a curated record. Bases 1 to 5196 code for a protein of 1731 amino acids. Gene Ontology annotation, cellular component: actin cortical patch. The transcript is spliced from 5 exons. Gene Ontology annotation, molecular function: phosphatidate phosphatase activity; RNA helicase activity; ATP binding. NCBI's taxonomy places the organism in Eukaryota, Fungi, Ascomycota, Sordariomycetes, Xylariales, Xylariaceae.
AUGGCUUUCAAGCGCAAGGUAAACGACUUCAUCUAUACCUUAUCGGAUAACGACGAGCUCUCUAGCCCAGAGGAAUUCCUUCCCGAGUCUCCCCCCCCCCCAAAAAAGGUCAAGAGGAACAAGCAAUCCGCCUUAGUUGACCAUGUCGAAGAGGACAGCGUCUGGGGGGGGAAAGAAGAGGAUGAUGGAGCUAUGGAUUCAAGCUUUGAAUUCGCGGAGAAUGGCACUGUCGAUUUCAAUGCGGAGGACUUGGAAGACUGGUGCUUCGACGGUGCGAAAAAGAGCAUUGUUGGGUUAGCCACGAGGAGGAUUGUUGACGUGGAUGAGAUUGUGAGACGAAGGAGAGGGACUGGCGAAGGCGUAGACGUCGACACGAAUUGCGGGACAGAAGAGACAACCUAUGAAGCCAGCGAUGAAGAGGACGAUAUCGACCUCGACGACCGGUUCGACGAGGUUCUAGCCGCAGACGGGUUUGGUAUGGGUGCAGCUUUGGGAGAAGAGUCGGGAGGGGAGAUUGCAGAGGAGCAAUCGGGCCAAGAAGAGCAAGACGACGACGCGUCCGAUGAUGAUUCUGUUGCGACGCCCGUCGAUCACCCCGAUGACGCUGUAGAAUCGGACGACACGGGUGACCGGGAGGACCCCGAGGAGGCAGCAAGGAGAGAAGCGUUCUUUGCGCCCGAAGACAAGACGUCACACGCAAAGCAAACCGGGAAAACAUCUUUCCAGAACAUGUCAUUGUCGCGGCCAAUUCUCCGAGGCCUUAACUCUGUUGGUUUCGGUGAGCCCACCCCGAUCCAGGCAAGAACGAUACCGCUUGCGCUAGAGGGCAAGGAUCUGGUUGGCGGCGCCGUCACAGGAUCAGGAAAAACCGCCGCCUUCGUCGUACCUAUCUUAGAGCGGCUCCUGUACCGGCCGAAUAAAAUACCAACGAGUCGAGUUGUUAUACUUACACCUACUCGGGAGCUUGCCAUUCAGUGUCACGCAGUCGCAACCAAGCUUGCGAGCCAUACGGAUAUUAAAUUCUGCUUGGCUGUGGGAGGGUUGAGUCUCAAGGUCCAAGAGGCGGAGCUACGCUUACGGCCCGAUGUCAUAAUUGCGACGCCGGGCCGGUUCAUUGACCAUAUGCGGAACUCGCCGAGUUUCUCAGCAGAUACGGUAGAGAUCCUUGUUCUCGACGAGGCUGACCGUAUGUUGGAAGAUGGGUUUGCCGACGAACUGAAUGAGAUUCUCUCCGCCUUACCCAAGUCUCGGCAGACCAUGCUAUUCUCAGCUACUAUGACAUCUUCCGUCGACCGACUUAUUCGCGCCGGCCUGAAUAAGCCUGUGCGAGUCAUGGUAGAUUCUCAAAAGAAAACGGUUGAUAAACUGGAGCAAAUGUUUGUUAGGUUACGGCCAGGCCGAGAGGAGAAGAGAAUGGGCUACCUUAUACAAAUAUGCAAGACGAUGCAUACCGAGCGAGUUAUCAUAUUCUUCAGACAAAAGAAGGAGGCUCAUCGUGCUCGGAUUAUAUUCGCUCUAUUGAAUUUAUCUUGUGCCGAGCUCCACGGUAGCAUGAACCAAACACAGCGUAUAUCAAGUGUGGAAGCAUUCCGUCGUGGCAAAGUCUCCUUUUUACUGGCAACCGAUCUGGCUUCCCGAGGACUCGAUAUCAAGGGAGUGGAGACAGUCAUUAACUACGAGGGGCCCCAAACUCUCGAAGUGUAUGUACAUCGUGUGGGACGUACCGCGCGGGCGGGUCGUUCCGGUGUUGCUAUAACGCUUGCUGCGGAGCCGGAUCGCAAAGUGGUGAAGGCGGUAGUGAAGGCGGGAAAGGCACAAGGCGCCAAGAUCAGCAGCCUCAUCAUUGACCCUGGAGAGGCUGACAAGUGGCAAGCUAAGGUGGAGGCAAUGUCAGAUGAGAUCGAGGCUAUUGCCAAGGAAGAGAAGGAGGAGAAGCAGUUAGCGCAAGCCGAGAUGCAGAUCAAGAAGGGAGAAAACAUGGUAAUGCACGAGGAGGAGAUCAAGUCGAGGCCCAAGCGGACGUGGUUCGAGACACAGCACGAGAAGAAGAAGGCUAAAGAUGCGGGUAGGGCUGAACUGAACGGGUUCAAAGAGUCGCUCAAGAAGAAAGGGGACGGCAAGCUGAGCAACAAGGACAAGAAGAAGCUUGAUGCGAGGUCUGCUAGGACUGAGGGUAUGUGGAAGAAGGGUUCUGCUGAGAGGGGGGGCAGGGGGGCGGUCCUCAACUUCAAGGGCAACGGGAAGAAGAAGGCCCGGAAAGAUGGAAAGCGAAUGCUACCUCGGGGCACAUUAGCUCCAUUGCCUAUGCCACGGGCACUUCGCCUGGCCCCCCCUCGUCGAUUCGUGCUCCCACGCCCGCAUCCCCACCGUAGGCAGAGCCUCCUCCAGUACAUAUUCCCGCGUAGCCUGCGUGAACGUUACCGAGAACGCCUUAUAAGCUUUCACCUCGAUACUUUCCCCUACUACAAGCAUCAUAUUCAGAGCCGCAUCUACCGUUUCAUCCUUGACCGUCAGCGCCGUCGCCGCGGCCAGCCGCGUCUGGUCGACUACGUGCGGCGGCUGCUUCUCGGUCUCACCGGCUCCAAUAAGGAUGCGAAGAAUGUCGCAGGGACCCUUACCGGCAAAAUGACGUCUGUGCCGGGAUAUGGAACCGAGAGGGGAGAUCUCGGCGCAGAAGGUGGCCGGGAAAGGGGAGCGCGUAGAAGGAUACUUGCUGCCAUGGCCGGAAGUGUGUAUAGGGCUGGCGCGUCGGCGGUGAACGAGAUCAAGGAGUCGUAUUACCAGACCAAGAUACAGGACAUCGGCACGCCGGGAUCUCCGAAGACCACUAUUCCGGAAUCAUUCCCCCACGUUGCCGUCGUAACUAAUGGCAACGAGCAGAUGGUUUUGUUUCCCUCGUAUGCGAAGAGGCAUGUGAGCCAGCGGUCAAGGAAGAUGGAUAGCCCCGGAGGGUCACCCUACUCUUCGCCCGUAGACACAAACGAACGAGAAUACUGGAGGGGAGACUUGCCCCAGCACGAGAACGAGGACGCUGUCGUCGAUGUCGACGUCCGAGGUUGGAUAUACAACCCGCAUAGAGAGCCAAUGACGCGUGGAAAUAGGAUAUUAGUCGGUCUGGCAAGGCAAUUAGCCGGCAUACCAGCCCCAAGGCUGCAGCAGGCUGGCGCGUCGACCAAUACGGAGCCUCCCCUCCCUAGUACGUAUCGCCAGCGCGAGGAGGAUAUCGAGCGUAAUAGAAUCGCGAGGGAGGCUAGGGAGAUCGAGCGUAGAGGACAGGCGGAGGAGGAGGUUGCCCAAGUGGGAGGCUACAGUGAACGCCCGAGGGAUGAAGAUUCCGAGGGCGAAGGCAAUCUACGGUACCACAAUGGAAGAAAGCAAAAUGGUAGCCAAACGCCCCCCUCGCCGGCAUCUCCUGUGCUUGGGGCCCGCACAAACACCCCCGGAGGCGCCGACCUCACCAAUGCAGAGCUCGCGAUAGCAAACGCGAAUCUGAUGGCUCGCGUCUCGCCCUUCUUGACGACUCCGUUGGUCCAGGUGCCGAUCACGUUAUUCUUCUACAAUGAUUCGCAGUCGCAAUCACGCACCGUGUUCACUGACGAGUCGGGACAUUUCACGGUCAGGGCAGCCCUCGAAUUCGUACCAACACACGUCCGUGUAUUGGCGAGCGAGGAUCUCUCCGCCACGGAAUCCGUAGAGAUCAUAGAACCCAGAGGGGUCAGCUUAAUCAGCGACAUCGACGAUACGGUAAAACGCUCCAACAUCUUCCUCGGCUCCAAGGAGAUGUUCCGGAAUACGUUCACCCGCGACCUAAACAGCCAAACCGUCGACGGUGUUAGCCGCUGGUAUAACGCCCUCCAAGACCUAGGUGUACGAAUACACUACUGCUCCAACAGCCCGUGGCAGCUCUAUCCUGUCCUGGCCACGUUCUUAAAGGUAGCCGGCCUACCCCUAGACUCGUUACACCUCAAGAGGUACACUGGCAUGCUUCAGGGAAUAUUCGAGCCCGUGGCCGAGCGGAAAAGGGGUACGCUGGUAAAGAUCAUGAAGGAUUUCCCGGAGAGAAAGUUUCUCCUCGUUGGUGACAGCGGCGAAGCAGACCUGGAGGUGUACACGGAGCUAGCGGUUGCAUAUCCGGGCAGGAUUCUCGCUAUCUUCAUCCGUGAUGUUUCCACGCCCGAAAAAACAGGCUACUUUGACUCCGGGUUCAGUGUGCAAUCCGCAAAUGAGCUGUUCACCAAACCUCCGUUGCCUUCUCGAGCAGCGACCACGCCGAGGGUCAGCGGGACUGUCUCGGGCGAUUUGAUCGACCUCUCCGAGAAACCAGAACCACCUCGCCGGACUCGGACCUCACGCGCGGAGAACCCCGAGAUGCCAGACUCUGCGAGAUCAAGUACACGGGCGACAGAUCUUCUCGCACGGAGGCCCCCCCCCAAGCCGGCAAAGCCGAGUUCCCUACAGGGAACUCCAGCCCUCGCAAUGCGCACCACGGACGGACCUAGUAAUACGGGCGAGAUCAACAAGAAAACCCUGGCCCCUCCUCAACCACGUAAGACCAGCCAUGCGAAUUCUCAAUCCGCUCCGGGCAAGGCCGUCUCACCACACCCCUUAACACAAAUGCAAAACUUGUCCGAUCAAAUCAUUGGAAACGAGAAGGUUCGGCUUGAGAACAACCAGAGAGGUGGCAUAACUCUACCCGUUACUCCGGGUUCCGCGCCUUUGCCAAGAGGCAUCAUGCCACCCCCACCGCCGCCUCGGCGGCGGGGCCCGCUGUCCUCCUCCGAAACCAUUACCGCGACAGCGACGACCAGCACCAUUGGCCUAGUCACCCACAUCGGCCCAAGGACGAGCCCUCGCCCUACAAUCGGCAACCGUCGGUUAGCCGGCAACUCCGACCUAGACUCGUUGGACAGCCUACAGCUGCCUCCGGCGGUGGCGCCUGACUUCUCGGCAUACGACGGACGUAGCAGCAGCAGCAGCGUCAACGGUGGGAGUCUCGGGAGCGGGGCGGCGAGCCCAGUGGCAGGCAUGGGCGCGCCGAACAAGAAAGCGGAUCUGUGGCUCAGGCGACUGCAGCGGGCGCAGGAGGCUCUCGACCAUCAAGGCGUGGUGCUGUACACGUGGCGCCGCGGGGACGAGGUCGUGAAGGAGGCGGUGGGUAUCGUAAAGGCUUGGCUCCUGGAGGAGGGUGGGAGGUGA